Messenger RNA from Neltuma alba, 2561 nucleotides. RefSeq names its product arogenate dehydrogenase 1, chloroplastic. Bases 252 to 2312 code for a protein of 686 amino acids. Gene Ontology annotation, molecular function: arogenate dehydrogenase (NADP+) activity; NAD+ binding; prephenate dehydrogenase (NADP+) activity. The record is from RefSeq and is a predicted model, not a curated record. Lineage: Eukaryota; Viridiplantae; Streptophyta; Magnoliopsida; Fabales; Fabaceae. Gene Ontology annotation, biological process: L-tyrosine biosynthetic process. The transcript is spliced from 4 exons.
UCUAAAAUCCCUCGAGCCAUUCUCCGUUCUCCGCACCUUCACUCGUUUAAGUUCUCGGUCUCUCCAUAACAGCUCCGUCGUCCUCCGACUUAGUCGCUCGUUAUCAAUCGGCCUUCGCCGUCCCCGUGUCUCAUGUGAAAUAGGUAAUGCUGUAUCUCAUGCUUUGAAAUUUGUCAUCCUGCGAUUUGGAUAUUUACGUGCUUUCUAGGAAUCAGCAUCUCUAUGUCCAAACCAGCUAGUUAGGGUUGGCCAUGCUCUCUGUGUCAAAUUUUUACCCAUCUCCAGUGAGACCUAAACCUGCCUUGCAUUAUUCCCCUCUCGGACGUCAACGCCCUUGGCACUUCUCCAUACCUCCCUCCCUUGAUUUCAACCAUCGCAGUUUUUCCUUGCGCCAAUCACUUUGUAUUCGAUCUAUUGAUGCCGCUCAGCUUUAUGACUAUGAAUCAAAACUCGCCGUUGAAUUUCAGAAUGCCCAGAAGCUCAAGAUUGCCAUUAUUGGUUUUGGCAACUUUGGCCAGUUCCUUGCUAAGACCCUUAGACGCCAAGGACACAAUGUUUUAGCUCAUUCCCGCUCUGAUUACUCUGAUGUUGCUCGUAAACUUGGUGUCUCAUUCUUCCCUGAUCCAAAUGACCUCUGUGAAGAACAUCCAGAGAUUAUUUUGCUGUGCACAUCAAUAAUUUCCACUGAGCAAGUGGUGUUGUCUCUUCCACUGCAGAGACUGAAGCGAAGUACAUUGGUUGUGGAUGUGCUUUCGGUGAAGGAGUUCCCCAAGAAUGUGCUUCUGGAAGCCUUGCCAAGUGAUUUUGACAUUAUUUGCACGCAUCCCAUGUUUGGCCCUGAGAGUGCUGGGCAUGGAUGGAGUGGUCUUACUUUUAUGUAUGAUAUAGUACGAAUCGGGGAUGAAGAUUCAAGAAUUGCGCGUUGCGAGAAGUUCCUGAAUAUUUUUUCAAGAGAAGGAUGUAGGAUGGUUGAGAUGACUUGUGCUGAUCAUGAUAGAUAUGCUGCAGAAUCACAGUUCAUCACGCAUACUGUAGGGAGAGUUUUGGAUAUGUUAAUGCUGGGGUCAACUCCAAUAAAUACAAAGGGGUAUGAGAGUUUGUUAGAAUUAGUAGUGAACACAUCAGGAGAUAGUUUUGAUUUGUAUUAUGGGCUCUUUAUGUUCAACAAGAAUUCUUUGGAAAUGUUAGAGAGGUUGGAUUUGGCUUUUGACGCUUUGAGGAAACAACUGAUUGGGCGUUUGCAUGAUGUUGUAAGAAAUCAGUUAUUUGAGAAUGCUGGAAAGAUGCAAAAUGGUAACCACGCAGUGUUCAAUAAUGCUCAAAACGUAUCCUCCAGAGAUACAAGAUUCCAUGAUGUUGCUCAAACGUACAGCUUCAAGUCAAAUAAUUCAAGCCAGCUUGAUGGGAACUCAAAGCUUAAGAUUGCAGUAAUUGGAUUUGGCAACUUUGGUCAGUUUCUUGCAAAAACUAUGGUACGCCAAGGCCAUGAAGUGUUAGCAUACUCUCGAACAAACUACUCUGACGUGGCCCAGGAACUAGGGGUAUCUUAUUUCAAUGAUGCAGAUGAUCUUUGUGAACAGCAUCCGGAAGUGAUAUUGAUUUGUACUUCCAUUCUAUCAACAGAGAAAGUUCUCAAGUCUUUGCCUGUGCAGAGAUUAAAGAGAAGUACCUUGUUUGUUGAUGUACUUUCUGUCAAAGAAUUUCCUAGAAACUUAUUUCUUCAACACUUGCCAGCUGAUUUUGAUAUUCUCUGCACUCAUCCUAUGUUUGGGCCUGAGAGUGGAAAAAAUGGGUGGAAAGACCUUCCCUUUGUUUUUGAUAGCGUUAGGGUUGGAAAUGAUGAAUUAAGGAUGUCUCGAUGUGAACGGUUUCUUGACAUCUUUGUAAGAGAAGGGUGCCGGAUGGUUGACAUGUCAUGUGCUGAGCAUGAUUGGCAUGCAGCCGGCUCGCAGUUUAUCACACAUACCAUGGGGAGGAUAUUGGAAAAGUUGGGGUUGGUAGCAACACCUAUCAACACAAAAGGUUAUGAGACUUUGCUGAGUUUGGUAGAGAACACUGCCGGAGAUAGUUUUGAUCUGUACUAUGGCUUGUUCAUGUAUAAUAUAAAUGCAAUGGAACAAUUAGAGAGACUGGACCUAGCUUUUGAAUCUCUGAAGAAGCAGCUUUUUGGCCGUUUACACAGCAUCUACCGCAAGCAGUUGUUUGAAAACACGGACAAAUUACAUGCUUUACCAGAUAGGCUCAUUUUGCCAGAGAUGUCUGAAGAGGGCAAAGUGGUAUCAUCCUUCUCAGAGGUUGCGGACGUCAAAUGAAAAUGAUCUUCGGGUUCCCAUCUUGUGUGUUUUUGCUUGCUCCAUCUGCUUCAUAGGCGUGUGUUGUCUAAUACAUGUAGUGUCUCUUUGCUGGAAAAACCAGCAGGAUGGUGUUGUCUUAACAUGUUUUAUUCUAGGAGCGUCGGUUAGCCAUGGAUUCUAUUUAGUGGAUUCGUGAAGCUCUCUCAUAACUUGCGUUAGAGACCGGGGAUGACUAGUCUGAUUAUUGACAGCGACAUUGCAAUUGCC